Molecule: messenger RNA, 1162 nt
Organism: Nicotiana tabacum (common tobacco)
Lineage: Eukaryota; Viridiplantae; Streptophyta; Magnoliopsida; Solanales; Solanaceae
Product: dehydration-responsive element-binding protein 2F-like
Biological process (GO): positive regulation of DNA-templated transcription; response to stress
Cellular component (GO): nucleus
Molecular function (GO): DNA-binding transcription factor activity; transcription cis-regulatory region binding
Source: RefSeq, a predicted model, not a curated record
CAAAAAUACACUCUUCACUUCUCUUCACUAAGCUGCCUCUCUCUUUAUUGGUGACUCUUCCCCAUGACACCAUGCUAGCUUUCUUGUAAUUGUCACUCUUACUAAUAGAAGUCGUGAUCUUGACAUUGGCCUUCCAGUACGGCACGGAUAAUCCAGAGUCUAGCACACUAAGUGGGCUUUUGGUUGGCAGAAAGUAAUCACACAGACGUCAGUUGCGCUUUGCAUCCUGACAUGGACAACUACAAAAGAAAUCCACUAAAACCAUGGAAGAAGGGCCCAGCAAGAGGAAAAGGGGGCCCACAAAAUGCAUUAUGCGAAUACCGAGGCGUUCGACAAAGAACAUGGGGAAAAUGGGUAGCAGAAAUCAGAGAGCCUAAGAAGAGAACUAGACUCUGGUUAGGAUCUUUUGCAACAGCUGAAGAAGCUGCUAUGGCUUAUGAUGAAGCAGCUCGGAGAUUAUAUGGUCCUGAUGCUUACCUUAAUUUACCACACAUGAGAGCUAAUUUCAAUCCAUUAAACAAAUCACAAAAGUUCAAAUGGUUUUCCUCAACCAACUUUGUUUCAUCAUUCCCUAAUUGUACUACUGGUUUGCUCAACUUAAGUGCUCAACCUAAUGUUCAUGUAAUUCACCAAAGACUUCAAGAACUCAAGAAAAUAGAGGCAUCGUCUUCAAGUUCAUCAAUCAGUGAUCCCAAGAAUGAAAUAUACAACUUUAGUAAACAACCCCACUUGACAAUUCCACAAGUCAAGGAAAAGGAAGUUGAAUUUUCAUCACAAAAUAAAUCAGUAGUUCAAGAAAAGCCUCAGAUUGAUCUGAAUGAAUUUCUUCAACAACUUGGAAUACUGAAAAGAGACGAUGAUAAGGCGGAUAAAAGUCAUGAUCAUAGCAUCAGUUGUUUCACUGAGUCAGAAGUUUCAUUGAAAGAUGACAGUUCAGUUGCUAAUUUCUUUGCUGAUGCAAGUUACAAUUGGGAUACAUUGGGUGCAAUAACAGGGAUAGAUGAUCAUGAUCAGGCAGAAGAGACUAGUAGCUUUAUUGAUGCUUAUAAUGUGAAUGAUGAGCUUAUGUUUCCUUCUUCAAUAUGGAACUUCUGAAAAAAAUUGAGUUAUUUUUGCAGACACCAGGGAAAUCUCCUUUUCUGUAUGGGUGCAUGGGAUUGAG